CUAGCAGGCGACACUGAUUUUGUUGGCCCUCUUAUCGACGGAACACUUAAUAUCGGCAAGACCACUUUGAUUUUCUCUCUUACCAUAGUUUACGUUUGUAAACAGGACGAUUUAGACGUGGACCUAAAUGGAAGUGACAUAUCUAUAAUAAUACACAACGUGGUUUAUCGCAGUCAAUUGUUAUUUAUUCUUCAAGAUAGAUCAACGCGGCAUCUGCCUUUGAUUUUGAUCGAUUAUUUUUAUGAAAAUACCAGCGUAUAAAGCCGCUUUUCUCUGCGUUGUUACAUUCGGAGCAUCUCGAAUAUGACUCUGUAAAUAAUACAAACGUCAAACUUGUUAAUAAAAUCUAUGUGAAAUACCGGAAUAUUUUUCAAUUUAGCUGUGGAGUUUUGGCGCACAUAUUUAAGGAUUUUACUUGUAAAAUACAAAUAUUGGAUAUUUUUUAAAUCUGAUAAAAUAUAAAUUUUCAAAAUGUUAAAGAGACUUCGCGAAGCUUCAAUUAGUCAGGACAGUGCUACAACCAGCAGCAAGCAAAUUACUGUGACGUCACCAAGAGAGUCCAAAAACCCAACUCCUUUACCACCGCUGCAACAUGCGCAAACCACAAAACCUGUUCUUGGUCAAACCGGACGAGGGCCGAGCCUUCUUGGUCUUCUGGCAGCUAAACGUUUCACAAGAAAUCUCAGAAACAAGUACCAUCGCUCAGGCAGCAUUUAUGGAUCUUCACGUUAUUCCAACUCAAUUCAUGUUCAGCGCGAACCAACCUACCGGAUGGAACCGAAACAUAAAUUUAAUUCAGAAGAGGCGGAAGGUGUGCUAAAGUCAAUUAUAGAUCAGAGAAUGAAAGGGUUCAAGUACCAUCCUAAAUUUUGUUCGAAUAUGUGUAAACUUCUUACUGAUGAAAUCAAAGACGGGGUCAAGAAACUGAAAUACGACCGUUAUAAGAUAGUAGCUGUUGUUCACAUAGGUGAAAGAAGGGAUCAAAGCACUAUCGUUGCUAGCCGAUGUGCCUGGGACAAAAAGUUGGACGACUUCGCAACAUAUACACUGGAAACUCCGUCGCUAUUUUGCACAGCUUCUGUGUUCGGAAUUUAUAAUGAAUAGAUUCUCCUAGAACAUUGAUACUGACAAAAGAAUGUGAUGUACUUGGACUUUUUUAUAUUCGUAUAAACCUUUAACACUGUCAAAAAACUUUAAAGUCUUUCAUUGAAUGCAGUGUGCGAUUUGAUUAGUAAAGAAUAAUUUCCGAAUCAAUCUUGCUAUUGCAUUCUUCUCUUAUUGAUAAAUGAUGAGCAUCUGAUCCAAGAUGAAAUAAAUUUUCUAUUCUGAAAUGAUCAUUUCUUUGAUAGAAGUUUUAAUAUAAUGAAUGACGAAUGAUCAUAAUAUGAAACUAAUUUAUUUGUUUUUAAUUGGUUUUAAUGUAAAUAAUUGUACAUAUUAUUUAUAUACGAUUUUCACAUAAAUAAUCAUUUCUUUUA
Ruditapes philippinarum (Manila clam) is the source of this 1478-nucleotide messenger RNA. Its product is annotated as dynein light chain Tctex-type 5-like. Lineage: Eukaryota; Metazoa; Mollusca; Bivalvia; Venerida; Veneridae. Gene Ontology annotation, molecular function: dynein intermediate chain binding. Gene Ontology annotation, biological process: microtubule-based movement. Gene Ontology annotation, cellular component: cytoplasmic dynein complex; cytoplasm. The transcript has a single exon. The record is from RefSeq and is a predicted model, not a curated record. Bases 472 to 1104 code for a protein of 210 amino acids.